Cornus florida is the source of this 1071-nucleotide messenger RNA. RefSeq lists its product as uncharacterized. The record is from RefSeq and is a predicted model, not a curated record. NCBI's taxonomy places the organism in Eukaryota, Viridiplantae, Streptophyta, Magnoliopsida, Cornales, Cornaceae. Gene Ontology annotation, cellular component: plasma membrane. Gene Ontology annotation, biological process: phosphatidylinositol phosphate biosynthetic process; protein localization to plasma membrane. The transcript has a single exon. Bases 1 to 1071 code for a protein of 356 amino acids.
AUGUCCAGCGACACCACCACUGAGCCAACCACCACCACCACCACCAAACCCAAAACGAACAGCCGCCGCGUCUCAUGGUCAGAUUCAUAUACCAAAUCGGAAAGGGCCAUCCAAUCUCUCUCUCCCAUCCUCACUUCCAUCCCCCCUCCUCUCUUGUCCGCUGAUAACCCUGCUUUCUCCCUCCUCCAUGACCCCGACGUAGCAUCCCAAAUCUCAGCCCUCCUCCGCGAACCCGACUCCGGUGCCGGCGAAAACAACCUCUGCCGCUGGCUCUACGACACAUUCCAAACCUCCGACACUUCCCUCCAACUCGUCGUCCUAAGAUUCCUACCCAUCAUUGCCGGCGUAUACCUCUCCAGGGUCGCAUUGCGCAAGCCUCUCGCCGGGUUUGAAGCUGUUUUCUUGGCUCUUUAUGCCCACGAAACCGCCUUUCGCAAUGGCCAGUCAAUCACUGUCAACAUCCCUGACCUCUCUCACUCUAGCAUCUACCAUGAAACCAAACAAACCACCACCAAAAACAGCUCGAUGGAGCUGAAUUUAGGGGUGAUUUCUCCGACUUUGGAGCCUCAUGGCACAGUAAGAUCAACCAGGAGGGCACGUAUCGUUGGUGUAGCCCUAGAGCUAUAUUACAGUAAGAUAUCUCAAAUGCCAAUAGAUUCCAAGAUAGAUUUCUGUCAGUUCUGUGAGGUGUGGGCUGGUCAAGAUGGAAACAUAUAUAUGGAUGGUAUAGACGACAAGAUGGGUGAGUCCGAGGUGAGUGAACUCGGUGGCGAGAAGGAUGAGAAGGAUAAAGGGGUGAAGGAGGGAAGGAUACCUCUGCCAUGGGAGCUUUUGCAACCAGUUUUGAGAAUUUUAGGUCACUGCAUGAUGGGUCCCACUGGAAGCAAGGAACUACAUGAGGCUGCAUGUGCUGCAUGUAGGAGUCUCUAUGCAAGGUCUUUGCAUGACAUCAACCCUAAAGCAAUUUUGGCCACAGGGAGUCUUCUUAGGCUUGGGAAGAUUGGUUUGGACUCAAAUGAUGAUGAUUUUGAUCACACUGAGAUAUCAAUGUCUAGUUCUAUCUCCCUCUAA